Messenger RNA from Capra hircus (goat), 1117 nucleotides. RefSeq names its product opsin 1 (cone pigments), short-wave-sensitive (gene OPN1SW). NCBI's taxonomy places the organism in Eukaryota, Metazoa, Chordata, Mammalia, Artiodactyla, Bovidae. The record is from RefSeq and is a predicted model, not a curated record. Gene Ontology annotation, biological process: G protein-coupled receptor signaling pathway; visual perception; phototransduction. The transcript has 5 exons. Gene Ontology annotation, cellular component: photoreceptor outer segment; membrane. The coding region runs from base 1 to 1050 and encodes 349 amino acids. Gene Ontology annotation, molecular function: G protein-coupled receptor activity.
AUGAGCAAGAUGUCAGAGGAGGAGGAGUUUUAUCUGUUCAAGAACAUCUCCUUGGUGGGGCCGUGGGAUGGACCUCAGUACCACCUCGCCCCUGUCUGGGCCUUCCACCUCCAGGCAGCCUUCAUGGGUUUUGUCUUCUUUGUAGGGACGCCACUCAAUGCCACGGUGCUUGUGGCCACACUACGCUACAGAAAGUUGCGGCAGCCGCUCAACUAUAUUCUGGUCAACGUGUCUCUGGGGGGCUUCAUCUACUGCAUCUUCUCUGUCUUUGUCGUCUUCAUCAGCAGUUGUUAUGGGUACUUCAUCUUCGGCCGCCAUGUCUGUGCCCUGGAGGCCUUCCUGGGCUGUACAGCAGGUCUGGUGACAGGCUGGUCACUGGCCUUCUUGGCCUUUGAGCGCUACAUCAUCAUCUGUAAACCCUUCGGCAACUUCCGCUUCAGCUCCAAGCAUGCCCUGAUGGUGGUCGUGGCCACCUGGACCAUCGGUAUUGGUGUCUCCAUCCCACCCUUCUUUGGCUGGAGCCGAUUCAUCCCUGAGGGCCUGCAGUGUUCCUGUGGUCCCGACUGGUACACCGUGGGCACCAAAUAUUACAGCGAGUACUAUACCUGGUUCCUCUUCAUCUUCUGCUACAUUGUGCCUCUCUCCCUCAUCUGCUUCUCCUACUCUCAGCUGCUGGGGGCCCUCAGAGCUGUUGCGGCUCAGCAGCAGGAGUCAGCUUCGACCCAGAAGGCUGAGCGGGAGGUGAGCCACAUGGUGGUGGUCAUGGUGGGAUCCUUUUGUCUCUGUUACACACCCUACGCUGCCCUGGCCAUGUACAUAGUCAACAACCGUAACCAUGGGGUGGACUUACGGCUUGUCACCAUUCCUGCCUUCUUCUCCAAGAGUGCUUGUGUCUACAAUCCCAUCAUCUACUGCUUCAUGAAUAAGCAGUUCCGAGCUUGCAUCAUGGAAAUGGUGUGUGGAAAACCCAUGACAGACGAGUCUGAAGUGUCUAGCUCCCAGAAAACCGAAGUGUCUACUGUCUCUUCUAGCCAAGUUGGCCCCAACUAAGGAGCCGUACUGGCCUGCGUGCAGUGAGGACUUUACAUUUGAGGACAUUUCUACUUUCUGUAUCAAA